AACUUUUCCCCCAGGACGAAUGCCUCAAACUCUAUACCACGGACAAGUGGAGAGAGGUUCAGUGACCCGGAACUGGACAAGACGUCUCCAGGCCAAGAUGUCGCCGCAGGAACGUACCCGACUGGUGCCAGCCUUGCAAUCAUUACAAUUGGCCUGUUUCUCGCCGUUUUGUGCUUUGGACUUGAUCGCUCAAUCCUGGGAACCGCAAUUCCAGUCAUUACCUCGGAAUUUCAAUCUUUGCCCGACGUAGCGUGGUACGGCUCCGCCUACCUCUUCACAAUGUGUUCGUUCCAGCUCUUCGUCGGCAAACUGUACGCCGAGUUCAACGCCAAAUGGGUGUUCCUUGUCGCGCUCCUCAUCUUCGAGGUGGGGUCCGUGGUGUGCGCCGUGGCUCCGAGCUCCGUUGUUCUCAUCGUCGGCCGAGCCAUCUCCGGAGUGGGUGCCGCUGGACUCAUGUCCGGCGCUCUCAUUAUCUUAGCUAGAAGUGUGCCUCUCCACCGACGCCCGCAGUUCACAGCGGCAGUCGGCGCAGCAGGCGGGAUCUCGCAGUGCAUCGCGCCAACUCUCGGCGGCGUCUUUGUUGACAAGGCGACUUGGAGAUGGUGUUUCUGGAUCAACCUUCCCUUGGGCGGCGUUACCUUCCUCGUUAUCCUCUUCCUCCUGAAGCUCCCACCGCAAGAGAAGAAGCAGACGCACAGCCUGCGAGAGUUUGUUCAAAACUUUGACUUUUUGGGAACACUGUUGCUCAUUCCGUGGAUCAUCUGCCUCCUCCUCGCUCUGCAAUGGGGAGGGACCGAGUACCCCUGGAGCAACUGGCGCAUCAUUCUCUGCUGGUGCCUCUUUGCGGUCUGCUUCCUCUCAUGGGCGUUUGUGCAGUACCGCGAGGGCGACAAGGCUACAGUCCCGUUCCGCAUCCUCUUUCAAAGAUCCAUGGCCUGCGCUUGCUGGCUUAUGCUUCUCCUUUUCUCCCUUCUCUUUAUCGAAGUGUACUACAUCCCCAUCUGGUUGCAGGCAGUCAAGAACCACUCUGCUUACCAAAGCGGGAUCGACUUGCUGGCAUCUUCGGUGUCUUUAUCGGUGGCGACAAUCUUGUCGGGAUUCCUGACAAGUCGUAUCGGGUAUUAUGUUCCGCAACUCAUUGCGUCGUCUGUUAUCGCGUCUGUUGGGUCGGGGUUAAUCUACUCGUUCAACGAAAACACGAGCACAGGCCUUUGGUACUUUUAUACCUCGCACUCUGGUUUCAACAACUCUCGUUAUGCUAACAAAUGCUUCAGGAUCGCCUCACUCGUCCUAAUGGGAGUCGGCGUAGGUCUGGGCGGGCAACAGACGUUGAUAGCAGUUCAGACCGUAUUCGACGGUCGUGACGUAGCCUUGGCAACGUCCCUCCUGAUCUUCCUGCAAAGUCUCGGCGGCACUGUGUUUUUGGCCGUCGCUCAAAACAUUUUCCACUCGCGGCUCAUCGCCGAGCUGAACAGAAACGUCCCCAACGUGAACCCAGCCGUCGUCAUUGACGCGGGGGGGUCCGGACUGGUGGAGUCGAUGCGGAGCAUCUAUCCGGAUUCGGUCGACGGCAUCAUCGGAGCCUACAACAGGGCCCUCCAGAACGUGUUUCUGAUUGCCACCGUCCUCGGAUGUUUAACAGUGUUCGGGUGUGUCUUCAUCGAGUUGAAGAGCGUGAAGAAGAACAAGCCGGAGAAGAACGGCCAGGCUCGGGGUCAGACGGAAGGAAACGGCGAAGCGGAGAAAUAG
Molecule: messenger RNA, 1749 nt
Organism: Colletotrichum orchidophilum
Lineage: Eukaryota; Fungi; Ascomycota; Sordariomycetes; Glomerellales; Glomerellaceae
Product: MFS transporter
Exons: 5
Biological process (GO): transmembrane transport
Molecular function (GO): transmembrane transporter activity
Source: RefSeq, a predicted model, not a curated record